Messenger RNA from Oncorhynchus gorbuscha (pink salmon), 1198 nucleotides. Its product is annotated as C-X-C chemokine receptor type 5-like. Gene Ontology annotation, biological process: G protein-coupled receptor signaling pathway; chemotaxis; immune response. The transcript has 3 exons. NCBI's taxonomy places the organism in Eukaryota, Metazoa, Chordata, Actinopteri, Salmoniformes, Salmonidae. The coding region runs from base 262 to 1080 and encodes 272 amino acids. Gene Ontology annotation, molecular function: chemokine receptor activity. The record is from RefSeq and is a predicted model, not a curated record. Gene Ontology annotation, cellular component: membrane.
GUUUAUAUUCUACCAGGUAACAGUCUGUGUAUUAUCUUAUGGUUUAUAUUCUACCAGGUAACAGUCUGUGUAUUAUCUUAUGGUUUAUAUUCUACCAGGUAACAGUCUGUGUAUUAUCUUAUGGUUUAUAUUCUACCAGGUAACAGUCUGUGUAUUAUCUUAUGGUUUAUAUUCUACCAGGUAACAGUCUGUGUAUUAUCUUCUGGUUCCACCAGGUAACAGUCUGUGUAUUAUCUUCCGGUUCCACCAGGUAACGGGCUGAUGUUAACGGUGCUGCUGAAACGCCGUGGCCUCCUGCGGAUCACAGAGAUCUAUCUGUUACACCUGGGCCUGGCUGAUCUGAUGCUGCUUGCCACCUUUCCCUUCGCGCUGGCACAGGUGUCCUUAGGGGUGGUGUUCGGAGACGUCCUGUGUAAACUGAUUGGGCUGAUGAACCGACUCAACUUCCUUUGUGGGAGUCUCCUCCUGGCAUGUAUCGGCUUCGACCGUUACCUGGCCAUCGUGCAUGCCAUCACCAGCCUCCAGAGCCGACGCCCCAGGAACGUACACCUCACCUGCCUGGCACUGUGGCUCGUCUGUCUGGCCUUGUCUGCUCCCAAUGCUGUGUUCCUGUCUGUAGGGGAGAGUCCCAUAGACCCGACUCAGCUCUCAUGCUUCUUCCACAGUCACGGUCUCCAUGCAAACAACUGGGAUCUGACGGAGCGGCUCCUGACCCACGUGCUGUGUUUCUUCCUGCCUCUCGGGGUCAUGACCUACUGCUACACUGCGGUGGCGGUCACCCUGCACCAUAGCCAGAGAGGUCAGCGCAGCCUGGAGAAAGAGGGCGCCAUCAGGCUGGCUGCACUAGUCACUGCUGUGUUCUGCCUGUGCUGGCUGCCCUACAACAUCACCAUGCUGGUGAAGACCCUGGUGGAUCGGGGGUUGGACUCUGGUUUGAGCUGCCAGUCCCGGACUAGUUUGGAUAAGGCCUUGGUGGUGACAGAGAGCCUGGGGUACACACACUGCUGCCUCAACCCGUUGCUGUACGCCUUCACUGGGGUACGGUUUCGACAGGAUCUCCUGAGACUGCUGGCCCACUGAGUCUGCGGUAAAGGGGUGUACUCCGAGGGGACGGGAGUAGGACGACAGCGUGGUUCUCUAAAGGACUCACCACCACUAAAAUCCUCAUGUUGACCACCAGAUUGUGGAUCAAUAAUCA